This is a messenger RNA of Camellia sinensis, 1970 nucleotides long. Its product is annotated as epi-neemfruitin B 7-O-acetyltransferse L7AT. NCBI's taxonomy places the organism in Eukaryota, Viridiplantae, Streptophyta, Magnoliopsida, Ericales, Theaceae. The record is from RefSeq and is a predicted model, not a curated record.
CCCAGUCAAGCGCUGGGCUAAAUUUAAUUAACGCAGAAUUUAUGUUACAAGUUAACGUAUUAGUUUUUAGCCCCAGUCAAUUUAAUUAGCGUAUUAUUGAGCAUACGAGUGAUCCCUAAGCUUAAAUUUAAUUCUAGCAUUAAUUCUACUUUAAUUAACGUAUAGUAAAUUUAAUUAACUUAAAAUUCUGGCAUUAAUAUCAAAUUUUCAGUUUCGAUCCUAGUACGUUAAUCAAAUUUAAGCUUUCAUUUUUACAAGUUCAUCUUCAUUUAUAUAGUCUUGGUGCAGCAAAUUAUAUAAUUCAAAACCAAUUUUCCAUAAAAGUUUAUACAGUAGCUUUAUUGCCAGAGUCAUGGCUAUCGAAGUCACAGUCAUCUCUACAGAUACUAUCAAACCAUCUUCUCCAACUCCACACCACUUGAAAACCCACAAGCUUUCCUUCCUAGAUCAGCUCCAUCCUACUAUCUUUAGUCAUGUAGGACUCUUCUAUCUCAUGGACAACCUUGAUGUUUCCGAGGCGGUCACCGAGUUAAAGCAAUCCCUAUCGAAGGCCUUAACUCUCUUUUAUCCUCUUGCGGGAAGAAUCAAUGACGACCAACUAUCCAUUGAUUGCAACGAUGAGGGUUUGUAUUUCUCUGAAGCCCGGGUUAAUUGUCUUCUCUCAAAUUUCCUGCUAAAGCCUGACCUCGACUUGUUGAACCAUUUUUACCCGUGCCAUCCCACGAAAAUCGAGCCCUAUGCAAGAAUUCACCCGGUUAUGAUUCAAGUUAAUGUAUUUGAUUGUUCCGGGAUUGUCAUUGGUUUGUGCCUUUCGCAUAUAGUUCUUGAUGGUAUAUCAACUAGUACAUUCCUCAAAGGUUGGGCUGCUUGUGCUCGUGGUUGCGUUGAAAGUGUACGUCCUACUUUCAACGCGGCUUCUCUUUUCCCGCCAAACGAUCAACUUCCAAUGGACUCGAUAACCUUCUUGGCAAAAUCCAUGAUCAAAGUGGGUAAUUGUGUGACGAGGAGGUUUGUCUUCGAUUCCUCAGCAAUAUCAACCCUCAAGAGUAAAGCUGCUAUUGGCUCGGGCGUGCAGUACCCGUCUCGUGUUGAAGUUGUGACCGCGUUCGUAUGGAAAUCCACAAUGGCCAUUUCCAAAGCGAGCUCUGGUUUUCAAAAGCCGUCUUUACUAUCCCACGCAGUCGAUUUACGUAGAAGAAUGGUGCCACCAUUGCAAGAAUACUCCAUAGGGAAUCUUCUUUGGAUACCAAGAACACAAUGCGCAGUCCACGAUGUGAUAGAGCUACCUUCUUUGGUUGGCAAAUUGAGGGAGACGAUCAAGAAUAUCGAUGGAGAUUUCGUGAAGAGACUACAAGGGGGAGAAGGGUUGUCGAUGAUUUCGGAGAAUGUGAAAGAGAUGGUUGAUCUGUGCUCCGGCGGUCCGGUGGACUACUAUGGGUUCACAAGUUGGUCCAAGUUUGGGAUCUAUGAGACUGAUUUUGGGUUUGGAAAACCUGUGUGGCUUAGCAGUCACAAGAUAAGUGGGUCAAUGUUCAUGAAUUUGGUUCAUAUGUUGGAAACAAGAGAGGGUGAUGGGAUUGAAGUGUGGAUUACAUUGGAUGAAUCUGAGAUGAACAUGUUAGUAGGUGAUCAAGAGUUUCUUGCAUUUGUCUCUGUGGAUCCAAGUCCUAUUGAUUGAUCAGCAUCAGUAAAUUGAAGGUGGUACUAAUGUAUCUUGUUUGGUCAGUGAUUUGUGAAAUCAGACCACCAUGGAAAUGGAUUGGACAGGAGAGAAGUUUUCUCCAAACAAUAAGUCUAAGUGCACAUAAGCUGGAUACAAAACGUGAUACAAAUGUCUCAUAAGGGGUAGGGCCUGCAUCAUAUGGGAGUCAUACAUGAGAUCCACCCUUUAUUAGUAUCUGUGUUUCAUUUUGUGUUCCUAACAUUGCUGUUCUCCUAAUAUAUAUAUAUAUAUAUAGUGUAUGGUUUGA